Messenger RNA from Cebus imitator (Panamanian white-faced capuchin), 2643 nucleotides. It is a transcript of the gene SLC22A2, whose product is annotated as solute carrier family 22 member 2. The transcript is spliced from 10 exons. Lineage: Eukaryota; Metazoa; Chordata; Mammalia; Primates; Cebidae. Gene Ontology annotation, cellular component: membrane. Gene Ontology annotation, biological process: transmembrane transport. Bases 313 to 1959 code for a protein of 548 amino acids. The record is from RefSeq and is a predicted model, not a curated record.
UUCCCUGCGGUGGGACACAGAGGAAGGGUUGUUUGUGCUGCUGGCGUGGAGCACCGACAAGCCUGCGGAGACCCUGUUACAAUAAACACGACAGGCAUCCUGGGAGUGAGCUCAGGGCAUCUGGGAACCGCUGGAGGGGUGCACCUUUGAAGUCAGCGGGACCAAGAAAGGCCUGCCCCGAAGGCUGGUCACUUGCAGAGGUAAACUCCCCGCUUUGACUUCUGGCCAGGGUUUGUGCUGAGCUGGCUGCAGCCGCUCUCAGCCUCGCUCCGGGCAGCUGGGGCAGCCUCCUGCCCGCCUGCCUGCGGGAUCAUGCCCACCGUGGACGAUGCCCUGGAGCACGCAGGGGAGUUUCACUUUUUCCAGAAGCAAAUGUUUUUCCUCUUGGCGCUGCUCUCAGUUGCCUUCACGCCCAUCUACGUGGGCAUCGUCUUCCUGGGCUUCACCCCUGACCACCGCUGCCGGAGCCCCGGGGUGGCCGAGCUGAGCCUUCGCUGCGGCUGGAGCCCCGCAGAGGAGCUCAACUACACGGUGCCUGGCCCGGGGCCCGCGGGCGAGGCCUCCCCAGGCCAGUGCAGGCGCUACGAGGUGGACUGGAACCAGAGCGCCCUCGGCUGCGUGGACCCCCUGGCCAGCCUCGCCACCAACAGGAGCCGCCUGCCGCUGGGCCCCUGCCGAGACGGCUGGGUGUACGAGACGCCUGGCUCCUCCAUCGUCACCGAGGUAAUUUCCAUAACUUCCAUGCAUUUUCUACAAUCUCCACAAAUCAAAAUGAACUCAAUUCCCUCUCUUUGUUUUUCUCCCUGCAGGUUUGGCCGUAAGCUCUGCCUCCUAACUACAAUCCUCAUAAAUGCUGCGUCUGGAGUUCUCAUGGCCAUUUCCCCAACCUAUACAUGGAUGUUAAUUUUUCGCGUAAUCCAAGGACUGGUCAGCAAAGCAGGCUGGUUAAUAGGCUUCAUCCUGAUUACAGAAUUUGUUGGGCUGAGGUAUCGGAGAACAGUGGGGAUUUUUUACCAAGCUGCCUUUACAGUUGGGCUCCUGGUGCUAGCCGGGGUGGCUUACGCACUUCCUCACUGGAGGUGGUUGCAGUUCACAGUUACUCUGCCCAACUUCUGCUUCUUGCUCUAUUACUGGUGCAUACCUGAGUCUCCCAGGUGGCUGAUAUCCCAGAACAAGAAUGCUAAAGCCAUGAGAGUCAUUAAGCACAUCGCAAAGAAAAAUGGAAAAUCUCUAACUACCUCCCUUCAGCACCUGAGACUUGAAGAGGAAGCUGGCAAGAAAUUGAACCCUUCAUUUUUUGACUUGGUCAGAACUCCUCAGAUAAGGAAACAUACUUUGAUAUUGAUGUACAACUGGUUCACGAGCUCUGUGCUUUACCAGGGCCUCAUCAUGCACGUGGGCCUUGCAGGGGACAAUAUCUACCUGGAUUUUUUCUACUCUGCCCUGGUUGAAUUCCCAGCUGCCUUCCUCGUCAUCCUCACCAUCGACCGCAUCGGCCGCCGUUACCCUUGGGCCGUGUCAAAUAUGGUGGCAGGGGCAGCUUGUCUGGCCUCAGUUUUUACCCCUGGUGAUCUACAAUGGCUAAAAAUUAUUGUCUCAUGCUUGGGAAGAAUGGGGAUCACAAUGGCCUUUGAGAUAGUCUGCCUGGUCAAUGCUGAGCUGUACCCCACGUUCAUUAGGAAUCUUGGCGUCCUCGUCUGUUCCUCGAUGUGUGACAUUGGUGGCAUCAUCACGCCAUUCCUGGUCUACCGGCUCACUAACAUUUGGCUUGAGCUUCCGCUGAUGGUUUUUGCCGUGGUUGGCUUGGUUGCUGGAGGUCUGGUGCUGUUGCUACCAGAAACUAAAGGGAAGGCUUUGCCCGAGACCAUCGAGGAAGUCGAAAAUAUACAGAGACCAAGAAAAAAUAAAGAAAAGAUGAUUUACCUCCAAGUUCAGGAAGUAGACAUUCCAUUGAACUAAGAAGAGAGAUCGUCACUCCUGCUGUUACUUCACUUUGAUGACAGCAAGACCAAAAGCAGAAAUUUCUGCACUCAUCUCAAAGCCCAUACAACUCAACCCAACUUACCCUUAAGCCCUGUCAACCUAGAUCUAUAGCCAGUGGAGGCUAUUGUACUUCUGUGGAAAAGUAUACCUAUGGGACCAGAUUCUGCCAAGUUCUUCCAGCUCACUCUAUUCUCAGCAUUCCUGGGACAUUGGACAUUGGUUUUCCAGAGGGUUCUUUUUUUCCAUCUUUGUAUUUUUUUUUAUUUGAUUCUUUUCUCUGCAAUGCUAUCUAACCAGAAUACAUAGGGGAACUGUGGGCCAGGGAGAUCAAAAUAGAAAAAAAAUCUGAAAAACAGUAAAGUUGGAAGAAAAUAAUUGCAUCUAUUUUCUUAACGAAAUAAAACAUCCAAAACAAUAUAAAGUUGUCCAGAAUGUAUGUCAAGAACCUUAGAUAGCCCUUUCAGUAACACAGGUGAAGACAUUUUUAAAAAUACAUUGAUUGUCAUCUGGAUUAGACUUAAAGUGAAUCUCAAAUAAAAGAAUCAGGAAUACAAGUUGAGUAAUCAUGAAGUCCUUCCAUAUUUAGACUGGAUAAGCAUAAACGUGUGUUUUCUACAAAAGAUCUUGAGAAGAGUUCAGUAAAAAAUGUUGUUAACAUUA